This is a messenger RNA of Podospora pseudocomata, 634 nucleotides long. It is a transcript of the gene LSM2, whose product is annotated as U6 snRNA-associated Sm-like protein LSm2. Lineage: Eukaryota; Fungi; Ascomycota; Sordariomycetes; Sordariales; Podosporaceae. The transcript has 4 exons. The record is from RefSeq and is a predicted model, not a curated record. Bases 1 to 297 code for a protein of 98 amino acids. Gene Ontology annotation, molecular function: RNA binding. Gene Ontology annotation, cellular component: U6 snRNP; catalytic step 2 spliceosome; precatalytic spliceosome. Gene Ontology annotation, biological process: mRNA splicing, via spliceosome.
AUGCUCUUCUUCAGCUUCUUCAAAACCCUCAUCGACCACGAGGUGACCGUCGAGCUCAAAAACGACAUCCGCAUCCGCGGCGUCCUCAAGAGUGUCGACCAAUACCUCAACAUCAAGCUCGACAACAUCCAGGUGGUGGAUGAGCUCAAGUAUCCUCACUUGAGCGCUGUCAAAAAUGUCUUUAUCAGAGGCUCGGUCGUGAGAUAUGUCCAUCUGCCUUCUCAGUCGGUGGAUAUUGACUUGCUGGAGGAUGCUACGAGGAGAGAGGCGGCAAACCAAGCUGUGAAGGCGAAGUGAGGAGACUGCUAGAGACGGCGCGGGGAGGUGAAACGAAGAAGGAGGUAGAAAAGCCAAGCUACUCGUGGCAUAAGAAGUAUGGCACUAACAGCCAUGACGAAAGGGGAGGUGCGCAAAAGACAACUGGUGUAUUUGUUGUCCUUGCAUCUCAGAGAGGUUUUGGAUCUUAUGCGCGGGAAGAGGAGGAGAGGUGGAAAUUGCCCAGGCUAUUAUUAUUAUUGCAAAUGGGUCAAGAGUAUCUUGGUGGUAAAAACAUUGAUACCGAGAGGAGGAUAAAGGGUCAUGCAGAAUGUGGAAUAAAAUAAGUGCGUUUAAUUCCCCAUAACUUUGAAGCGUG